This is a messenger RNA of Laccaria bicolor S238N-H82, 753 nucleotides long. RefSeq lists its product as uncharacterized. The record is from RefSeq and is a predicted model, not a curated record. Gene Ontology annotation, biological process: interstrand cross-link repair; protein ubiquitination. Gene Ontology annotation, molecular function: ubiquitin protein ligase activity. NCBI's taxonomy places the organism in Eukaryota, Fungi, Basidiomycota, Agaricomycetes, Agaricales, Hydnangiaceae. The transcript has 2 exons. Gene Ontology annotation, cellular component: nucleus. The coding region runs from base 1 to 753 and encodes 250 amino acids.
AUGCUUAUUGUCCACGCCUCAAGCUCUUGCGAUAUCUGUCUGGAUGCCUAUGAUUGGGACACCCCAACCCAGCUGCCUCACGCUAUACCCUGCGGCCACAUCUUCUGUAAAACGUUGGUCCCACUCCAACUCAAGGGCCACAAUCUUUGCCCCUUUUGCCGCAAGCCAUUCGUCGCUAGUCGCAUCGUAAAGCUGCACGUCGAUCGUCCAGCAACCGUAUCGGAGGAGGGUAUAGAAGAUGUUGAGCUGCUGCAGAGGCUUGGUGCAGAGGAAGCGAAACGUCAGGUCGAGCUUGAGGCUGCCGUGGAACAGAGCAAGCAACGCGAGCGGGCACUACGGGAAUCCUUGGAAAGGGCACGACAGUUACGAAAACAGCGCGAGGGAGAGGCUGAAGCUCGCAAACAACAAGAAAAAAAUGCUUCCGGUGCUGUGCCCAGUCCAAGGGAGACUCGGAUCCGAGAUGAGGUGGUUCAGAUUGACAGUGAAUCUUCUGACACUCGCACUGUCUGGGCUGCCCCGCCACCGUCAACCCGAUACGGACGGGGGGUAGGGGUUUGGAGGUCAAGCUCAAGGCGGGCCGCAAAUGCCAAUCUCACAAGUCCAUUCGUGAGCUCUGCCGUGCCACCGUCGAUCCAAUGGGGGCAAGGAGAAGGAGUCGGAGUUUGGAGGGCAAGGCGGAAUACAGAUGCCGAUCUCACAAGUUCACUCACGAUCUCGACCCAUGCGCCGAGUCGUCUGCAGGGAUGGCAUUGA